AUGUGGUUUGCUUGUGCAAGGCCGUACGUUGCCCUAAAAAAAAUUGUUCUGGGUAGUUUUUUGCGGUGAUAACUGAAAGCUAACGUGCGCUUACGUCAAAUGAAACGUGCUAAUGUUUGCGGCACUGACGGGUUAGCCGAGUUAGCUCCUCUUGCUUUAAACUCUGUAUUGAGCUGCUGUUGUAAAUACAUCAAAAACCAAUGAUGUGACGACGAUACGACGCUGUAGAAGCUGACAGGGCGAAUGUUAGGUAUCUAUCGAGAUUGAUUAGAAGAUCGCGUUUGCCGAAGAGCAAUAAACCUGAGAAUGACAUACAGAAGAGAAAGAGGUAUACGAGAAGUGUAUGAAGAGCGCUUUUUGCCAGAAAGACCAGGACCGUAUCCCCGGGUAGCUGGAGGCGUCGAGAGGAGAGGCCCUUUCAGCAGGCCGGAGGACGAGUAUGGGCGUGGCGGGUACGAAUAUGAAGGAGGUCCCCGUUUUUACCCCAACGGAGGCGGCCCCCGGGGUUACCAUGACGAUCAGAGGGGCUACCAAGUGGAGGGCCAUCACUUUCCCGAACGCAGAGCUAUCCCACCGGCACGAAGGGAAGACUUUCCCUACAGAGUACCGAGAGAAGACCCUCACGCGGGGCGACCUUUGGAGUUUGGGGCUCGUGUACCUCCACCUCCCAGUGUACGAAGCCAGGGCGUCUAUCCAGCACCCAGAUCGCUCCCAGAAAGCGGGGAAGACACGUUAGUCCAAGCCAUCCGCAACCUGGACAGAGGGGAGGACAGAGAUCCUUACAGGAGGAAGGCGGCCCUGUUCCCUCCCCUAAGAGAGCGCUCCCCCGUCCGCCGUGAGGUGGCCCGCUCCCCUCACAGUCGCUCCGGCUCCAGUGUGAGCAGCAGAAGCUACUCGCCAGACCGAGCCAAGACUCUGCCUUUUCCAGCACAGCAAGGCAAGAAUUUGGACGCUCCAGAGGGUCACGCAGGUGUUUCUGAACACCUCUGGGGGGCGCUCUUUCCUCAGAGUGGACAUGAACCUUUAGGGUACGAAGAAACUUAUUCUCAGUGCAAGAUAAUCGACAAAAUUCCCGGCUUGUCUCGAGAAGGCUCCCCACAGAGUGGAACAUCCAACAAGGAGGAGAGCAAUCCUCCGGAGGCGGAGAAGGAGGACCCAGUCGUCGCGCCCGUCAUCGAAGAGGCCAAAAAGUCGGCCGAGAACAUCGAAGAGCGGCGACUCAUGGCCAUCUCAGCCAAAGCCAAGGAGAUAGAAAAGGUCUACAGGCAGGAUUGCGAGACAUUCGGAAUGGUGGUCAAAAUGCUGGUGGCGAAGGAUCCCAGCCUGGAGAAACAGCUGCAAGUCCCCCUCAGAGAGAAUCUCGGGGAGAUACGCGAGCGCUGCCUGGAGGACCUCAAACACUUCAUCAAAGAGCUGGACGAGGAGGUCCGGCUGCCAGAUUCCACCGUCUGUGACUCCGCCACCGCUGCCGUGGCCCAGAAACUCUUAAAGACCGCAGUGAACCACAGCUCGUCUUUCUGAUUCGUCCUGUCCAAAUCCGCUCCAGUCGGGACCAGAUUGGGGUUUUUUGGACUGAACGGCAGAAAUUUAGGAUUGCUGGACUGACUAAACAUACUGUAGGCCACAGCGACCUAAGGAACUCACCACAGGAGUGAACAGUGUUAUUUUUGAAUGGAUUUCCUUCAGGUUUUCUAUGGAAAAUGUAAAAAAAAAAUAUUCUAACGGUUGUUUGUUUUGCUUAAAUGUAAAAAAAAAAAAAAAAAUAUUUAAAAAUGACAAGUCUCCAUGGCUCCCAUGAUGUUUUCAAUCACACAUCUCACAUUUUGUAAGUUUUUGUUUUCUGCUAUGUGAAUUGAAUUUUGAAUUCAUUCAGACGUGUGUGUGUGUGUGUGUGUGUGUGUAUGAGUUGGUGCUACAAAUGGAAAAACCUAAAACGUCAUAAAUUUGUACUGUAUAGAAAUAUUUGAAUUUGACCCUUUUUUUUUCGUCUUCUCGUUCUGCUUCUUCUAAAUUUCAAAUCUGUCAUCCGUUUCUGGGAAGAAGGGGGAAAAAAAACAGCUUGAAUCUUUUUCAUCUUUAUAGAAAUCACCUAUAAAUUACAUAAUAUACAAGGACGCAGAUCCUUCCACAAGUAGAUGUACAAGAUUUUUUUUUAUAGAAUAGGACUUGGUGACCUCAGAUUGCCACAGUUGGCUUUUUUUUUUUUUUUAUGUUUUAAUCAUUGCUCUGACUAGAUAUGGGUGAGUUUGUGCUCUAGUAGCUACUUUGUGCCUUGCAGGAAUUUCAUGUUCUUAGGUCUUUCCCAUUUUGAAGUGUGUCUAAUAGAAAAAAAGCCUAUGUGAUAUUUAUACCUCAGGGAAACAAAGUUAUGGAAUACUAACUGAAAGUUCCUAGACAUGUUGAUUUGCCUAAAGUAAAUAUUAGAAAAAAAAAUGUUUUGGUUAUACUUGGUUUCAUAAAAAUCCUCGUCUUUUCUUCUUUUAGCUUUUAUCUUGCUCUUAAGUAUGGGCAUGCAACUAACUCCCUGUAAGUAUUUUGUGAAUUAUGAACAUCAAGGGACAUCUGCCUGAGUGAUUUGGCAUGUUCUCUCUCUUUCAUUUUGAGGAACUCCUAAAAUAAAUACGUCUGUCACAUUAUGUAUACACCAGG
Fundulus heteroclitus (mummichog) is the source of this 2649-nucleotide messenger RNA. It is a transcript of the gene pphln1, whose product is annotated as periphilin 1. Lineage: Eukaryota; Metazoa; Chordata; Actinopteri; Cyprinodontiformes; Fundulidae. Bases 307 to 1521 code for a protein of 404 amino acids. The transcript is spliced from 12 exons. Gene Ontology annotation, cellular component: nucleoplasm. The record is from RefSeq and is a predicted model, not a curated record. Gene Ontology annotation, biological process: negative regulation of DNA-templated transcription; protein localization to heterochromatin; negative regulation of gene expression, epigenetic.